Molecule: messenger RNA, 1446 nt
Organism: Trypanosoma conorhini
Lineage: Eukaryota; Euglenozoa; Kinetoplastea; Trypanosomatida; Trypanosomatidae
Product: putative chaperone DNAJ protein
Exons: 1
Coding region: 1-1446 (481 amino acids)
Biological process (GO): protein refolding
Cellular component (GO): cytoplasm
Molecular function (GO): heat shock protein binding
Source: RefSeq, a predicted model, not a curated record
AUGCGGCGGUUCGUGGCGCCGCUGUCGCAGCUGCACGCACAGUCGGUUCCGCGCCGUCACUUUAACGUCAUUCAGCGCGGCAACGACCAGGAGGCGGAGUCGCUCUUCGCACUGCUUGGAUUUGGGACGGAAAGUGAGGCGCACCGCGUCCGCCGGACGCGCGAGGAGCUUCGCCAAGGCUACCUGCGCGAGGCAAUGAAGCUGAAAGACCCGCAGCAUGACGGGAGGGAGGCGAUGAAGCUCGCUGAGCUGCAGCGGGCGUACGCGCUGCUCGCCGAUGAUCAGUUUCGUGCACGCUACGCGGCCCACCACUGCGUCUCACCCGACGCGCUCCUUCACGUUCACGUCGAUGGUGGACAGACGGCGGCCAACUUCAACCCUGAGCAUCAGUCCUUUGACUUUGUGGAUCACACGUUCUCGUCGCCCGCGUCGUCGUUGUCCUCGUCUUCGGUGCAACGGUCCUUUGGGGAUUUUAGUGGCCCGUUUCAGUCCGCGACAGGCGUGUCCAGCACCCCAGCGGACGCAAAGGCGUACAGCCCCCGUGACUCACGCACUGCAGAGAACGGGCAAUGUAUUAACUUUAUGCUCCGUAUCUCCUUCGAUGAGAGCAUCCUUGGCUGCACAAAGACGGCUGUGUAUGAGAAGCGUGUCACAUGUUCUCGCUGCGGCGGUGAUGGACGGCAAACUCUGAAGAAGCAGCGCAAGUGUCCACAGUGCCGCGGUCGUGGCUCGACGCAUCUGCCAAGUGCCACGUACCACAUUGAGCGUGCGUGCAGGUACUGUGGCGGAGAAGGUGUGGCCCCGCCACCGAAGUGUGGCACCUGCGGCGGUGCUGGUGUUCUGCAGGGCCAUACCGUAAGUGUUCCCAUAGACGUGCGUCCGGGCACCACCACAAUGACGCUGCGGCGGCUUCGUGGAAAAGGCCACGAUGGGGUGCGUGGUGGUAGUGCGGGGGAUCUCAUAGUGACUGUUUUGGUGCAGGACCACCGUCUCUUUCACCGCGACGGACUCGACUUUCACAUGGUGCUGCCUAUUCCGCUUUCGAUAGCCCUCCUCGGCGGCGUCGUGUCGGUGCCAACCCUGCGUGGCGCGCACCCGCUACGCGUCCCUCCCUGCGCACGAAACGGGGAGCGGCUGACCCUGGAAGGCCAUGGCGCUUCUCUGGAGGGAGUCAGCAACGCCCUCGCCAGCGCUGAGGUGGCGGCAGAGGGCGUAUCGGCGCAGUCACAGCAGCAGCAGCAGCAGCGUCGACGUGGCCAUCUUUACGUCCACCUGCUUGUGGUUAUCCCGAAGCGAGAGGAGUUGACAGGGGCGCAGAGAUGCGCCCUAGAGAAAUUCACUGCCGAACAAGAAAAGGAAGGCGGGGCCAAAGGCCUUUCCGAGGAGGAAGAAGAGACAGCGGCAUCACUGAAGCAGCGCUUCCGACACUGGCUGACGAAGGCAUAG